AUGAUAAGAGUAGGCAUGGACGCGGAGGCUUCAUACGAUUAUCUUCUGACGUCUGAGUAUGCUUCACUUCUGGCCAUGGAAUUUGGCUGGAACCCCGUCGUCGAUGAUGAAGCGGCCUUCGACAUAUACCCGCCGCCUUCUCACCCUGAGCCCUCAACUCUCCCCAUCCGUCCGCCCGUAGUGACAAUCAUGGGGCACGUUGACCAUGGUAAGACGACGUUGCUGGACACGCUGCGGUCCACGUCCGUCGCAAAAGGCGAGGCGGGUGGUAUCACGCAGCAUAUCGGUGCCUUCUCUGUCCCCGUGCCCGCCAGUGGCAGCAGCGGCGAUGCGCGAACUAUCACGUUCCUAGACACACCAGGGCACGCUGCUUUCUCAGCCAUGCGUGCCCGUGGUGCCGGCGUGACGGACAUUAUCGUCCUCGUUGUUGCGGCGGACGACGGCAUCAUGCCGCAAACGCGCGAGGUGAUCGAGCUCAUCAACAAGGAGAAGGUCAGUGUCGUCGUGGCUAUCAACAAGAUCGACAAGCCUGGUGUGGAACCGAGCAAGGUAGAGACUGCUCUGUUGGCGGCGGGAGUGCAGCUGGAGACGUUCGGCGGAGAUAUCCCCUCCGUACAGGUCUCAGGAAUCACUGGGCAAGGGCUGGACCAGCUCGUCGAGACCAUUUCCGCCCUAGCGGAGAUGCAAGAUCUUCGGGCGGAGCGGGAAGGUCUCGUACAAGGCUAUGUCAUUGAGUCCAAGGUUCAGAAGGGUCUUGGACCUGUGGCUACCGUCUUGGUCCUACGAGGAUGUUUGAAGCCGACUGACCAUAUCAUCGCUGGCCUCGCUAAUGGCAAGGUCCGCCUGCUCCAUGAUUCCAAUGGGAAGCCCGUGAAGGUCGCGUAUCCCGGGAUGGCCGUUACUGUCUCAGGCUGGAAGGUGCUGCCGAAUGCAGGAGACGAGGUCCUCAAAGGCAGCGACUCGGAUAUCAAGAAGGCGCUCGCAAAUCGCGAGCGCAUGGCCGAUUUGAAUGCCACGCUGGGCGACGUCGAGCUCUUGAACGAACAACGGCGGCAGGAUAGGGACCAGAAGGAGAAGGAAACGGCUGCAACUAAAGCCAGCAAAGAGCUCGAGGAGGAUCGCAAGGAAGACGGCCCGAAGGAGCUGCGACUGAUCAUUAAAGCGGACGUUAGUGGUAGCGCAGAGGCCGUCGCGGGUGCGCUGCAGGGGAUCGGUAACGACAUCGCGCGAACCAAGAUCAUCGCGACCGCCGUAGGCGAUGUGACCGAGUCGGAUGUCAUGAGGGCGAAGGCUGCGGGGGGCUUGAUCGUCGCCUUUUCGGUCGGCGUCCCUCGCCCCGUCCAGAGCGUAGCUGCCUCGCAGCACGUCCCAUGGAUCACCUCGACGAUUAUCUAUCGUCUGAUGGAGGACGUGACGGCGAAGGUCAUCGAGCUGCUCCCGCCGAUCGUCGAGAAGCGCGUGACGGGAGAGGCGAACGUGCUGCAGCUGUUUGACAUUCAUGUCAAGUCGAAACAGACCAUGAAAGUCGCGGGAUGCCGUGUGUUGAAUGGCCUAGUGGAGAAGACGAAGAUGGCGCGGGUGAUCCGCCACGGGGAGGCAGUUUACGAAGGUCGUAUAGAGACGCUGAAACAGUUCAAGAAGGACGUAACCGAAGUCUCCAAGGGCACGGAGUGCGGCAUAGCUUUCGGAUCCUUCAGCGAUCUCCGCGAAGGAGACAUCGUUCAGACGUUCGUACGAAUAGAGAAGCCAGGCAUUCUGUAA
Molecule: messenger RNA, 1761 nt
Organism: Rhodofomes roseus
Lineage: Eukaryota; Fungi; Basidiomycota; Agaricomycetes; Polyporales; Fomitopsidaceae
Product: initiation factor 2
Exons: 7
Coding region: 1-1761 (586 amino acids)
Biological process (GO): translational initiation
Molecular function (GO): translation initiation factor activity; GTP binding; GTPase activity
Source: RefSeq, a predicted model, not a curated record